AUGUGUCAAGUAUUUCGAGGUUCACACAUAAAAGAUGUCAUUCAUCUUUUGAAUGUAAUAAAAUUUGAUGAUACACUUUUACAAAGUAUUCUUCUUAAUAUGGUCAAAGAAUCCGGAAUCAGUUCUCUUAUUCAUUAUAAUCAACCUAUUAAUGAAAAUACUUGUUUUCUAUAUUAUUCAUAUACAUGUAGAAGAGAGAAACUAAGUGUUACAGAUGUAAAAGCAAAUAAAAUCAUAUCAAUUUCACCCAAUUUAAAUAAUGCGACUCAUAUGAUUACUGAAAUAAUAUCGGGUUUCGAAAUUUUAUGUAUUAUACAAGUACCGACGGCUCAACUACUGGAUCAAAUUGACCAUUUACUUAAUGAAAUAUCUGAACGACUUCACAGUAGUGACAAACCAUUGAAAUUCACUGACGAAGAAGAACAUAUAAUUAAUGAACUAUCUGAUGUGAUCAUAUUUGGUUCUGAAACAUGUUUUGAUAAUCCAAAUACAUUAUCAAUCUUAAAUGUUCUCAAUAGACUACAACAUUUUCAGAACAAUACAAAUUUUCAUCGUCCGAUACAAUAUAAAAUGUGUUCACUGAAAUGGCUAUAUGAAAAUCAAUCAUACCCUGAACCAUAUCGUUUGUCAAAUGAUGAUAACUGUAAUAUUUCACAAAUUAUUCCUACGAUAAUGCGUUUAAAUAAUUGGAUGAAGGAUAUUCAAAAACUAUUGAAAAGUCUUCCCAAAAACUUAAACAUUUUGACAUCCAAUCGAUGGUCAAAGGAUAUUCCAGAGCAGUUUGGUGUUUUACUUAGUACAUAUGAGCAAUAUCGAACAGAACUUCGAAGUACACUGAUUGAUGUGCGUCGAGGUAUUCGAAAAUCGGCAGAAAUUAACAAUAUAAUAUCAAACCGAUACUAUUCUUCAUUGAGAGAACCUGCCAUUGGCGUUUUUUAUAAUGAAGUAGAUCAAUGGUUGACAAAAUACAAAUUAAUCAAAAGACUUAACGAUGAUAACAUUGCUUAUUUUAAUGUUCUCGAUAUUCCUGGUUGCAACAAUAUUUUCCUGAAAAUGCAAGAUAUUCAUGAAGUACUUAAUCGUCGUUUUUCAAAGAAAGAUAGUUCCGCAAUUCUUUGGUUUUCAAGUGAUCGAUUGAAACGAGAAAAAUCUGUUCGAUGGGAGCAAAUCUAUCAAAAUAUAAUUGAACAACGACAGAACACAACACAAAGAGUUUCCUUAAUCUAUGUUGAUUUCAGUGAAUUUCCAAAAAACUUAGAAGAUUUCGGUGUAAGAAACUUACCAAUACAAUCAUCAUUAGACACUCGACCCAAACAUUGUAGAAAACAUCAUUCACCAUCUAUUCCACAAGAACAAUCAUCAUCAGUAACUGAAAUCAAUGUUUUACUUAUGGGAGAAACUGGAGUUGGAAAAUCAACAUUCAUUAAUGCAUUUGUUAAUUAUUUAAUGUUUGAUACUCUUGAACAAGCUGAACAAAAUCAACCAGUUGUAGUAAUUCCAGUCUCAUUUCUUAUUACGAUUGGUAAUCAAUUUGAUGAGCGUAUUGUUAAAUUUGGUGAUGUUGAUGUGAAUGAAAAUUAUGAACAUCAAGGUCAAUCAGUAACACAACAAUGUAAAUCAUAUGUAUUCAAUUUAAAUGAAAGAUUACUUUUACGUUUAAUUGAUACACCAGGUAUGGGUGAUACACGU
Messenger RNA from Rotaria sp. Silwood2, 1689 nucleotides. The record is from the annotation of a GenBank genome assembly. NCBI's taxonomy places the organism in Eukaryota, Metazoa, Rotifera, Eurotatoria, Philodinida, Philodinidae.